This is a messenger RNA of Sphaerulina musiva SO2202, 2048 nucleotides long. RefSeq names its product cytochrome P450. The record is from RefSeq and is a predicted model, not a curated record. The transcript has 3 exons. Lineage: Eukaryota; Fungi; Ascomycota; Dothideomycetes; Mycosphaerellales; Mycosphaerellaceae. Gene Ontology annotation, molecular function: oxidoreductase activity, acting on paired donors, with incorporation or reduction of molecular oxygen; heme binding; iron ion binding. The coding region runs from base 116 to 1936 and encodes 606 amino acids.
GUUCAUUCGUUCGGGGCCCUUAAUACCACUUUCUACUGCCAAAUCUCGUCUGUGCAAAUCAACACGCACUUGAUUUUGUUGCUAGUAUCAGCACUGUUAAACUGGUGCUCAGAAGAUGGCACACGUGCAGUCUCCGGCGGAGCAGAUGCUCGCUACUGCAACUGGCUCCUCAUCACAGCUCCGCAUCGUUGACUCUUUAACGGCCUCAACGAGCACUCUUCCUGCGUUUCAAUCACCCACGUUCAUUCUCGCCUUCUUGCUUGUGCUAUCGCUUGUGGUUACGAGAGUGUUCAAGAUUAGCAAGAAACAGCUUCCACCUGGAGUCAAACCACUUCCACGAUUGCCAGGACUACCGUAUGCUGGUCGUUUCUGGGACGUUCCCGGACCUGGUAUCGAGGCAGCAUGGCACUUUGGAGCACUCCACAAGAAAUAUGGUCCCAUCUACGAAUGGAAAGUCAUGGGCGUUAUCCACAUCUGGAUCGAGACCGACAAGAUUUCUCGAGACCUCUUCGUCACUCGUCAAAAGAACUACUGUGAUCGCAACGAGCUUCCCGCAGCAGUUGGCGUUCGAGACGGAGCGGAGAUUCUGCCUCUCAUGGGCUAUGGUGAAAAGUUCCGGAGAUACAAGAACUUCAUGCACCUGAUCAUGAGACACGCCACGCCCAAGACGUUCUACAAUUGGCCGAGCAUCGAGAACAAGAGAACGUUGAGGAGAAUGCUGGAGCGACCGGAUCGUUGGUCGGAACAUAUGCUGGUACAUUGUGCGAGGACCAUCGCUGGCGUUGCUUGGGGUGAUCCUGAGCAUGGAAGCAAGUUGUUGAAAAUUAUUCCCGUCAUUCUCAAGGCAGUCUCACCUGCCGGACCGGUCAUCAACAAGCUGACUUUCUUGAUGAACCUGCCCGAGUCUGUCUCGCCAUGGAAACAGCAAGAAGCACUCCGCAAACAGGAGAUGACGGAUGCGUUUGUCGAGGCACUGCAAGAUGUGAAGAGACGCACUGAGGAGGGCAAUUGCGAAGACUGCUGGAGCAAGUUAUGGACCACCAAAGAGAAGGGAACCGAGCAUCUGGACGACUACGAAGCAGCACAUGCGAUUGGAUCGUCUUCCUUUGUCGCCAUCGCUACCAUUGGAGGUCCGCUCCACGCCUUCUUCACGGCCAUGUGUCACUACCCAUCAUGGCAAGCCAAGGUCGUCGAGGAGAUUGAUCGUGUCUGUGGUAAUCGUCCUCCCGAGAUGACGGACAUGCCUCAGCUGCCUCAUCUCCGAGCGACAGUCAAGGAAAUCGUCCGAUGGCGACAAGCCACUCCUCUUGGUGUCCCUCACGUGGUCAUGGAAGAUGAUGUCUACGAAGGCUACCAUAUUCCCAAAGGAGCAAUUUGCCACGCAAACCACUACCUCAUCUCCCGCGAAGAAUCCACAUACCCCUCCGGCAACGAAUUUCUCCCCGACCGCUGGCUCAACCCCGCCUACCCCACCACCUACAAAGAACCUCUGACCGAAUUCCCCAACCUCAACAACGACCGCGGCUUCGGCUACGGCAACCGCUCCUGCCCGGGAGUCGAACUCACGCAAUGCGAACUCUUCACGUUGAUCGGCCACCUCAUCUGGGCCUUUGACAUUCGACGUUGCGAGGGGAAAUCCGCAGCAGAAAACCCUGUACCGUGGUAUGAGACUGCUCCCUGGGUGAUUACGAUGCCGAAGCCGUUCAAGUGUGAGAUUCGAGUGCGGAGUGAGGAGAAGAAGAGGUGGAUUGAAGGGAACUGUCCUGAUGGUGGUGGCUUGGUGAGGGAUACGGAGAAGGAGAGGAGGAAUCGGUGGGAUGUGGUCAGGCCGAGGCCGAGGGGUGGUGAGGAGGAGGGGGAAGAGCAUUUUAAUUGGGAGGGCUUGACGGAUCGGGCGAGUGGGCAUGCGGGGAGGGUUUAUGGGGUUGGAGUGUGAAGAGGAACAAGAAACAAUAUAUGUCGUAUGUACCUACCGUACCUAGAUGGUUGGGAUGGUGGUGUUUGAGAGGGUACAUUUACUGUAUGGGACUUCGUUUCUUCUGAUCUUU